Molecule: messenger RNA, 1224 nt
Organism: Lodderomyces oxycetoniae
Lineage: Eukaryota; Fungi; Ascomycota; Pichiomycetes; Serinales; Debaryomycetaceae
Exons: 1
Coding region: 1-1224 (407 amino acids)
Source: RefSeq, a predicted model, not a curated record
AUGUCAAGUAUGGAUCUAAAAAAGGAAAUAGAGACUUUUCGAGCUCAAUCAAGCUGGGUAGAUAAAUCAUUGCGCUCUCGUGCUUACAUUGAUACAAAACUUUUGUUUACCAGCAUCAAUUGGCAAGAAUUGAUAUCUGAUCAAAUACAAACCAAUCCGCAAUUGAAGGACUUGGAAAUUACAAAAACGAUACUCAGGAAUGACCAGAGUAUAAUCAGCAUAAUUAAGGAGCUAAUUGCUAGUAUUGACAAGUAUCGAAACCAACAAAAUCUCACUAGUGACAUCUUGUUAUCGAAAAAUAAAAAGAUUCAAGAGUUGAACAAUAAAGUGAAAGAUUUAGAAAAGAAGUUGGCCUCUGCCGAGAAUAAAAGUCGAGAUAAAAGUAUCGAUCAAACUACGCUAACCAGGGAUGUCAUUCAUCUUAGAAAAGUCAACAGGAUUCAAACGCAGAAUCUUUAUAACUUAACUAAUCUAUCAAAAGAUUUGAAAUUGAAACAUCGAAUAGAUAUGAAAAAGAAAGAUUUAGAAAUAAGUAGUUUGAAGAAUAAGUUGAUUGAAAGGAGAAGUUUGAGCUCAACCAUUGAAUAUGGGAUUCCAUUAACACCGUCGCCUGCUCAACAACAUAACCUAGAAGACUCUAAUCAACAAGAUGGAAUAUUCCAUAAUGAAUCAAUUAUUGAUGUGGGGACUGAAUCAAACAGUCAAGGACAAGGUCCAAGUUUAGCACACUUAAAAGGUGUAAUCGACAAAGAAAACACCAGAUUUGUUUGCAAUUUGACAAAUAUAAUCGAAAGUAUAGCUACUGAAAAUUACAAGCUAACUAGAUUUAUUCAAUACGUCAAGGAUUACAUCAUUGUAGUCAAUUCAAAGUUGUUGCAUUUGAAAGAUACUGGCGCGGAUGUGGAAAUGCCAAACCCUUCAGAUUUGAUUGAUUUGCAAAAUAUAAAUAAAGUCGAAAAAUCAACAAUGAGUCAUUAUUAUAACGAAAUUGAGAGUUCAGAAACCAUUGAAAGACCAGUUCUCAAUGAGAUAUACAAGAUGUAUCAUAAUCUAGGUGAUAUAGUUGAGCUAUUGAAUAACCCCAAUUUCAAUAGAAGCUCAGAACUGACCAUAAAGAGUCUACAAAAUGAUUUAAAAACAAUGGAAACCAACUGGAAAGAUGCUUUAAAAACAUCUGAAAUUUGGAAAAAUCUAGCGAAAGAAAACCAAAAGGAAAAAAGAUAA